AUGCAGCGAAAGCGGCGCGUAACGCUGACAACGCUCAAUGACGAUUGCCUGCUUUUGAUAUGUGCUCAGCUGUCAAUUAAGGAUCAGUUUGCAUUGCUGCAACUCAACGCGACGCGUCUCAAGCAGCUGGUGCUGCAAAUUUGGCAACGCAAAUAUGCGAGCAGCGCCUUCGACUGGCAGCUGGAGCCGCAAUUAAAGCUGCUGUCUGAGGAUGAGCAAAGCCUAUUGCUCGGUUACAUGAGCCAGCUGACAAGUGGCCUCAACAAUUUGAGCCAGGGCAAGGCCGUCAUGCGCUGGCUGCUGCAUGCCACACAAGGCGGCGGCGACAAAUUGACACGACUGCGUAGCUUGAGCUUUGUGUCAAGUCAGAGACAAGUGUUGCCUCUAAUUGCGCAAAUUUGCGGCAACUUAACGCAGCUGCAGCUGGGCGUUUGUGUGGGCGUGUCGCCCGCAGAUGUGCGCCUGCUUUUGGCAGCGCUGCCUCGCUUGAUUGUGUUUCAACUGCUGCCGGCGGCGACGACGACGACGACAGCAAGUUGCAACUGCAACGCUGAAUGGGCCAACAUGGAAUACGGCCAAAUGCUGCAAGUGUUGCAACUGCCAGCGUGCGCGAUAUGUGCUACGGCCAAGGAAAUUGCGCAACUGCCACAGUUGCAACAAUUGACGUGUUUCCUUUGCAACAAAGCCAGUGCCACUGCCACCAUAUCCGCCUGCCUGGCUGCUUUGAGUGCGCAGCAAGAAGCUGCUGCAGCUCCUCGUCAAAUUGUAGCAUUAAACUUGCAAUGUCAGUUCGACGCUUGUAUGUUGCGCCUCUUGCAGCGGCACUUGGGGCUGCUGCGCCUGCAACGCUUCGCCUGGCAUUCCAAGCUAUUGCUGCACUUUGACACCGCCGAUGGCAGCAUCAAGUGGCUGCCACAGCGGCCGCAAGUGGCACGUGCCGUUCAACAAUUCAUUGUCAGUCAGUUGGCGAGUCUGCAUGAAUUGGAUUUCACACGAAAUGUCCAUGCCACGCCCACAUUUCUAGCACACCUCACUGCACAACUGAACUGUAAAUUGAAAGGCUCCGCCGCCGCCCCCACCUCACCACUGACUAUCUGGCAUGAUGGCUGUCCAAAUGCAGCAACUGAUCAACUGGAAACAGCAAAGGACUUGCACUAUGUCGAACUGCAAUUGCAGCAAUUGACGCUUGACCAGCAAAUAUUCUAA
Molecule: messenger RNA, 1206 nt
Organism: Drosophila busckii
Lineage: Eukaryota; Metazoa; Arthropoda; Insecta; Diptera; Drosophilidae
Source: RefSeq, a predicted model, not a curated record